GAGCUGCUGAGUUGAGGGAGAGGAGGGGGGGGAGCCUUUGCAAGGCGGCGGCCCGGGAAAUACCUCACAUACAUGGAGAUGGUGCUUCUGAGCUUCUGCCCGGCUCUGCUACAUGCUCCAGCGACCCAGCACUGAAUUGCAUGGCGCAUUUAAAAAUGAGAUGCUACCUAACAUGCUGAGCUACUUCAACUUUUGGUGUCUAUCUUGAAGAAAAAGAACAUUUGAUUUGUUAUUCUUGUACAAGCAUCUCAACUAUAGCAACUUUUCCAGCCACAGAGUUGAAACAACGCUCUAUUCAAGGUUUUGAAAGUGAAGGCCUACAUUGGAUACUUACCAUGUCAACAGACCACAGCCCCACCACUGGUGUGGUGACGGUCAUCGUGAUCCUUAUCGCCAUUGCAGCCCUCGGGGCUUUGAUCCUGGGCUGCUGGUGCUAUCUGCGUCUGCAGCGGAUAGGGCAGUCGGAGGAUGAGGAGAGCAUCGUGGGUGAUGGGGAAACCAAAGAGCCCUUCCUGCUGGUGCAGUACUCCGCAAAAGGGCCGCGGGUGGAGCGGAAGGCCAAGCUGACAUCUGCUGCUUCGGAAGGCCACGGCUAAAUCUUCAACUUGCCGAUCAAGGCAGCAGCCUUUGUUGUUUGGACUAUACAACAUUUGUACGUCAAAUCAUUCUUCAUACUGUGAAAGGAUUAUAUGUGUUCAAGCUGCUUAUUAAAAGAAACAGAAGGACCUGUUUAAUCGGGAGUCUGGUCUGCAACUGCGUGUUAAAAGGAAAAUCAAGGCUAGCCAUUUAGCACUUAGUGUUUCCUACUUGAAUUCUAAACCCUUUAAGCUGAGCCUGUGUUGGAGUUGCUACUGUAAAUGUCAUCUUUAGUGAACCUGUGGGUUUUUGGGGAAAAACAUGCAGAGAUCAAUAUGAAACUUCAAUCCAAUUUCUGUACAAUACAGUAUUAUAUUCUGAAUAGCUAAACAAACUGCUGUAAGUGUUUUAAGUAUCUUGCAGUGUUUUUGAAUCCAAGUUGGAAUUGGGGGAGGGCUGCGAGGAUGACAAAAUCAUUACAGAACUAGCAAUGAUUUUUGCGGUU
Leucoraja erinaceus (little skate) is the source of this 1081-nucleotide messenger RNA. RefSeq names its product stannin (gene snn). The coding region runs from base 336 to 596 and encodes 86 amino acids. Lineage: Eukaryota; Metazoa; Chordata; Chondrichthyes; Rajiformes; Rajidae. Gene Ontology annotation, cellular component: mitochondrial outer membrane. The transcript has 3 exons. The record is from RefSeq and is a predicted model, not a curated record.